Molecule: messenger RNA, 1465 nt
Organism: Mercurialis annua (annual mercury)
Lineage: Eukaryota; Viridiplantae; Streptophyta; Magnoliopsida; Malpighiales; Euphorbiaceae
Product: E3 ubiquitin-protein ligase SIRP1-like
Exons: 1
Coding region: 77-883 (268 amino acids)
Biological process (GO): protein ubiquitination
Cellular component (GO): cytoplasm
Molecular function (GO): ubiquitin protein ligase activity
Source: RefSeq, a predicted model, not a curated record
AUCAUAAUCAUCACCCCUCUUUAUCUUCUACCAAUUCCUUCAAUCAAUUGCAUUUAAGCUGUCUGAUAGAAAAAUAAUGGAUCAAUACUGGUGCCACAUUUGCUGUAGGUUGGUGAUGUCAGCAAUGGAAUCCGAGGUCAAAUGCCCAUUCUGUGAAACUGGGUUUCUAGAACAAGUAGCUUGCAACACAAGAAACCUCAACGGCAACAGCCAAGGCGUUGAUUUUGCCUCAGAACGUGGAUUAUCUAUAUUAUCUCCGGUCCUGCUCGGUUUGAUGGGUGGUUUAGGCUCUUCCAUUAGAGCUCAAGAACAUGAAAGGAGAGGAAGCUUUAAUUCUUUCAAUGAAGAGGGUUUAAUAAUUCUUCAAGAAUCUGAAAACCAAGUUGGAAAUAUGACAAAUUAUUUCAGAGACUAUCUUAUAGGACCUGGUUUGGAUUUACUGCUACAGAAUUUAGCAGAUAAUGAUCCGAAUCGCUACGGGACGCCUCCUGCGAAGAAAGAAGCGGUUAAAGCUAUGCCGGCCGUUGCGGUUGAGCAUAGCUCAGAAUGUUCAGUUUGUUUGGAGGAGUUUGAGAUUGGAAGUGAGGCAAAGGAGAUGGGUUGUAAGCAUAAAUUCCACAGUGGGUGUAUCGUUCCAUGGCUGGAGUUACAUAGUUCUUGCCCUGUUUGCAGGUUUCAAAUGGAUUCUGAAGAUUCAAAGAUUGAGACAAAUAACUAUGAAGGUGGUGGAAGUGAGGAAACAGACAAUGGGAUGAGGAAUUGGGUUCCUGUCUCAUGGCCUUUUGAUGAGUUGUUUGUUUUGUCAGCAUCUGAAAAUGGUGGGAGUUCUGCUGCAGAAGCAGAAACCUUGCCAACAAGUUUUUCUCAAACAGAUGAAACGUAAAACAUAUUUUUCAUGUUCUUUAUUUAGUUCUUGGUCUGUUUUACAUUUUGUUUUCAUGUUGGUUCGAAGAAUUAACGUAGUUUUACGAGCUAGGAUUGAGAUGGAGUGGUAAAAGCUCAUUCUCCCCUUAAUUAGAGGUUUCAGAUUCAAGUCCUGAGUAUGGAGUGGUUUCAAACCCUUUAAUCUGAGGUUUCAGAUUCGAGUCCUGAAUAUGGAGCGGUUUCAAACCCCUUAAUCUGAGGUUUCAGAUUCGAGUCCUGAAUAUGGAGCGGUUUUAAACCCCUUAAUCAGAAGUUUCAGAUUCGAGUCCUGAAUAUGAAGCGGUUUUACAGACCUUUUGGAUGAGAUUUGGUUUUAAAGACCUUUUAGAUGAGAUUUACCGCUCCAAAAAGUCCUAUCCGACUUGGUCCAAAUUAGGCGGGUGCGGUGGCCUGUCUUUUUAUGUCAUCUUAUACUUGUAGUUCUUAGUUAUCUUAGCUUAGGAGAAACCAAUGUAGGUUUCAACUGAAACUCCGAAAUUUUAUAUUCAUAACUUAAUAUUGUAAAAAAUAUUGUGUUAUUGUUCGCGUUUUGGCAUUUUCA